Leptopilina boulardi is the source of this 1377-nucleotide messenger RNA. Its product is annotated as mitochondrial import inner membrane translocase subunit TIM50-C-like. NCBI's taxonomy places the organism in Eukaryota, Metazoa, Arthropoda, Insecta, Hymenoptera, Figitidae. The transcript is spliced from 8 exons. The record is from RefSeq and is a predicted model, not a curated record. Bases 73 to 1239 code for a protein of 388 amino acids. Gene Ontology annotation, molecular function: phosphoprotein phosphatase activity.
CAAUUGAUACGGGGGAUACGUAAAUUUUGCGCACUAAAAAUUCCUCGCCGAGUUUUCGAGACGGUUUUAAAAAUGUUGGCAUUUGCGACAAGGCAUUUAAGAAUAUUAAGUAAAAUAAAUAAUGGCACAAAAAUUGCAACUUUUUCCACUCUUCAACCAUCACUUUCACGAAUGACUUUUGUCAAAUCAACACAAAAAUACUCUUUCUGUACAAAACCAACCGGUCCUAAAAUCACAGGUAGUCUAACAAAUAUACAAUCAAGUACAACACCAAUAGAAGCAAAACCAAUAAUAGAACAAAAUCAAGGCAAUGAAAAAAAUGAAGAUUCGGAUAAAACGAAUGAGGAGAAAAAAGAUAAAUCUUAUUCUCAAUUUACAAAAUUUUGCAUGGCUUUUUGUGGUAUAUCCAUGGGAACAAUGGGUUCGUAUUUAGUUUAUGAAAUGGCAAGACCAAAAUACGAUGAACAUGGGAAUAUAAUUGAGGAUGAAUUCACAAAUUUACCAUAUCCAGAGCAAAUGUUUAAAAGAUUAUUAAGUGAACUGAAUUACUAUAAAAAGCUCGUUCAGGAACCAAGCAGAGAUAAAUUACUUCCUGAUCCUUUAAAAUAUCCAUACAUUCAGCCUCAAUAUACUGUAGUUUUAGAAUUAAUAGAUUUACUAGUUCAUCCAGAUUGGACGUAUCACACUGGAUGGAGAUUUAAAAAACGACCGGGAGUUGACAAAUUUUUGGAAGCAAUUGCUCCACCUCAAUUUGAAAUUGUUGUUUUUACUGCUGAACAGGGAAUGACUGUGUUUCCAAUUCUUGAUGCUUUGGAUCCGCAGGGAUUUAUUAUGUACAGAUUAGUCAGAGAUGCGACUCGUUUUGUCGAUGGUCAUCAUGUAAAAGAUUUAAAUUCCCUCAAUAGAGAUCUUAGCAAAGUAAUUGUUAUCGAUUGGAAUAGUGACAAUGUCAAAUAUCAUCCAGAGAAUGUAUUAAAAAUUCCCCGAUGGUCUGGAAAUGAUGAUGAUACAAGUUUGUAUGAUUUAGCAGCAUUCCUCAAAACAAUUCAUGUUUCACAAGUGGAUGACGUUCGAGACGUUUUAAAUCAUUACAGACAAUUUGAAAAUCCUUUAGAAGCGUUUAGAGAAAAUCAGCGAAAAUUAUUGGUGCAAUUAGAGGAAGAUGAAGCAAAAAUACAACAAGACGGAUCGAAAGCACUUACGACAAAAUGGAAACCAUCUUUUCUAAAAAAUCGUUAGUCAUAAAAAUAAUAAACAUUUGUUUGAAAAAAAUAAUUUCUAUCUUAUUUUAUUUUUUUUAAAUAUUUUUUUUGUUUUUUAAAUACAGAAUUAUAUAUAUAUAUAUUACUUUUAAAUUAAAUUUUUAUAUAAACAAAA